Molecule: messenger RNA, 1929 nt
Organism: Austrofundulus limnaeus
Lineage: Eukaryota; Metazoa; Chordata; Actinopteri; Cyprinodontiformes; Rivulidae
Product: FAM3 metabolism regulating signaling molecule D
Exons: 10
Coding region: 538-1227 (229 amino acids)
Source: RefSeq, a predicted model, not a curated record
AAUAUUUAAUAGCAGAUACUGCAGUAAAAAAGGCAAAAUAUCAGAGGCCUAAUACAUAUUUUUGUGUGUGAAAAAAUAAGGUUACACUGGAUUUGAGCCUCAUAAAGUCUAAACUUCUAUUGAUUUAAAAGAGAACAUUAGUUUCAUGUUUUACUGUUUAUCUAUGUUGAUGGGAUUUUUGUUGUUUUGUGUUUGAUCCCACUAAGAUUUAUCUUUUUUAUUUAGCUUUCUCUUUUCGAAUCCAUAUGCAGUCAGUAUAUUACCUGCAGCACAGUAAGAAGACACGGUCACGUCACUCUUUGGUGCAGACUGCUAAAAUGAAACAUUUAGGUUAACGACAUUUACUCGUCACUGUUAACUAUAGAUGACCAUAUUUGGAAAAGGAGGAGGAGCUAAAUACUGACGUGUGAAAACUGGACAAAAAUACUUACAAUGUUUUCACAGAUGAUCUGACACCAAAGCUCUUCUGGAGCUGUGAGCAGAAUUCCAUUCAAAAGGAUUCCUUGACAGAAAAUAAAAGCCUUUCUUGUUGCAGACAUGAGGAAUCGAGCUGUUCUGAUGCUUACUGCUGCAGCUGUGUUCCUCUUCAUCACCAUCAGGUUUUUUAUGAAUUCGGUUGAUGAACAUGAGAAAUCGAAAAAAAAAUUUAGGUUUUAUGAAAUUAAACGAAACCUUGAAGCAGAUAYGGACACAUCAAAACCAAAGUGCAACCUCCCCAGAGUUUGUCCCGAGGACCACUAUGCUUUUAGACUUCGGAGYGGCGCUGCUAACGUUGUUGGGCCACAGAUCUGUUUUGAUGGAAAAAACAUCAUGAGUAACAUCUUAAACAACGUGGGACCAGGACUGAACAUGGUGAUUAUUAAUGGUGAAACUGGAGCUAUAGAAAAAGUUGGCUAUAUCAACGUGAUAACAGGAAAGAGGGCCGACAUUCUGGCAAGUUUGAAAGAGAUCAAACCAGGAAAGAUCGUAUUGGUGGCCUCGUUUAUCAACGCAGCAACAAAAAUGACAAGACAAAUGAGGAACAUCUUUGUGGAUAUGGGGAGCAGUUUGAUCCAUUCUGUCCGACACAGAGACAACUGGGUGUUUGCUGGAAGGUCUGGGGCCAAAAUCAAAAGCAACUUUGAGAAGCAAGCCGUUAAUGAUGAGAAAAUCAACGCUUUUGAUGGAUGGCCACAGAUGGUGGAGGUGGGCGGCUGUUUCCCAAGAAACCUGAAUGCCACACAAUGAGCUGCAACAAAUUAGAGAUAGUAUUUUUUAAAUGUCUUUUGUUGUUGUUUUAAAUCAAUGGACUUCUGAGAUUCCCUUGUAAAAAGACUUAAGCCAACCAUUGGUACUCAGAAUCAUUGGCACCACUGAUGUAACUACAAGACCUUGACAUCUUUAGACAAAAAUGUUUUAUUUCAGUAAUCCUUACUGUAAAAAUGUAUAGGAACAAACUGCAUUUUUUUGUAGUUAUACAAUAAAAUAUACCUUAAACACAAUUAUUUGCACUCUUUUGAUGACUUGUAAGUCGUCCUAACCCUCCUGUUAGGUUYGUUCUGCAGUUUAGGCUUUUGUGUUCCUUAUCAAGAAUGACAAAUCCAGUUAUUUCAAGUAUAAAUCCACAAUAACACAAAUAUUGUCACCUUACCUAAUGCUAUAAUAAAUCUUUCCAUCAACUUGUUUUCUUUUAAAUCUUGUUUGAAUUUUAUUGCCUGUGGCCUCAAUAAUCAGAGCUCAUGCAACAAUGUUUUAAGUAAAAUCGAAUUUGUUGUCAAAAUAAUCCAUGUGUGCUAUUUAUCACAGAUUACUAUGUGUCAAAGAUUGUCGUAGACGUUUGUUUUUAAAUUGUUUCAAAAAUUUUUAAUAGAAAAAAUGAAUAUCUUUUGUGUCCUUGUCUAAUAAAAGAGGGCAGAGACCCAGAACAAUAGCUGAAAGAAAAAAAUGAAU